AUGAAGAUUUCAGGUCGCACUUUCAUCAUCUCCGGCGGCGCGUCUGGCCUGGGACAGGCCUGCGUGGAGGAGAUAUGCAAGAAUGGAGGAAACGUCGCUAUUCUGGAUAUGAAUGAAGAUAACGGCAACGAGUUGGUUUCCAAGCUGGGUUCCUCAGCCAAGUUCUUCGUCUGCGAUGUCCUAGACACCAAGAGCAUCGAGACCGCCGUCAAGGGCACCGCCGCGUGGGUGAAGGAAUCCGGAAAGCCUGUCGGGGGCGUCAUUCCGGCCGCCGGUGUUGGAAAUCCGUCAUCUAUACUGGAUCGCAAUGGUGAACCCUUCAGCCUCGACGCUUGGGACUUUGUCCUCAACAUCAACCUGCGCGGCACCAUCGACCUCACCCGCCAAGCAUUGGCCCUCAUGGCAAAGAACGAGCCCUCAACGCCUGACGGAGAACGCGGCGUCGUCAUCAUGGUCGCGUCCUCUGCCGCCUUUGACGGCCAAAAGGGCCAGGUUGCCUAUGCUGCGAGUAAAGGUGCUGUCACGGCCAUGACGCUCCCCAUGACCCGCGACCUCGCCCGCUUCGGCAUCCGCGUUGUUACCAUUGCACCGAGUCUGUUCGAGUCCCGUAUGACUGCUAUGAUGUCUGACAAAGUCCGCGCCAGCCUCGAGAGAUCCAUGGAGUUCCCCGUACGUGCGGGAAAGCCCGAGGAGUUUGCAGCAUUGGCCCGGCAUGCUAUCGAGAAUGUGAUGCUCAAUGGGACAGUACUGCGGUUAGAUGGCGGCAUGCGAAUGCCGAGCAAGAUGUAG
Molecule: messenger RNA, 789 nt
Organism: Colletotrichum orchidophilum
Lineage: Eukaryota; Fungi; Ascomycota; Sordariomycetes; Glomerellales; Glomerellaceae
Product: short-chain dehydrogenase
Exons: 3
Coding region: 1-789 (262 amino acids)
Source: RefSeq, a predicted model, not a curated record